AUCGUCCGUCUGUCGGCCAUGUUGACUGAGCCGAGAGCACUGUCUCUCGAGAGUCAAAACAAGUCGGUCUGUGCUCCUGAUCGGAUCUCGUUCCUGAAAUCGCAUUCGACAAUCGUGAUAAAAGCAUCUCGGCACCCGGCUGAGGAUGGAUUUGGAUUUCGUGGCCGUCGUCCUUUUGCCCAACCAGUAACAAAAUGCUCUGCUUCGUCGUUCUGCCAAGCGGGAUCGUUUACGACGUAUGCGUAGGUCAAAAGUCCAAGGGGCAGCAGCUGCUCGAAAAGAUAUGUGAAUUACUUGGGUUGUCCACCGAGCUGGAUUACUUCGGUCUCAAGUAUGUCAAAGGUGAGGAGGAGUUAUGGCUCAAUCUCAGAAACGGGAUCGAGAAGAAUUUGGGAGAAGUGGCCAAGUUUUAUUUAAGGGUCAAAUUCUGGACGGCGCCACAUCUCGUCCUCCUUGAGUCCACUAGGCAUCUGAUGUAUACACAGAUCAUAAAUGAGCUCAAAUCGAAGAAACUCAAGCCGAACGGGGACGAAUCUAAAAAGCGUAUUUUUUCACUCAUCUGUAACUCGGAAAGUCAAGACUGUUCCUGGUCUGUUGAAAAGCUCAGAUUCUGGGCAAAGCUUUUUGACCAGGAUCCCAAAUUUGAACCUGAGACUCCACCACGUAAGAAGGCAGUAGAAGAAUACUGGGUUUUAAAGGAAGUAUCAAAAUUUGAAAAUUAUGGUGAGGAGUUGUUUGAUAUAAAGGGCAUGAAAAUAGGUAUUGGUCCACACGGAAUAAGGAUAUAUUCACCAAAGGAAGAGAUGAUUCCUUAUUCUGCUAUUAAGUCUACAUCGUCACUACGAAGGCAUUUUGAACUUCAUUACAUAAAUUCUGACCACAUCGAAGACGUACUUGAGAUCAAAUGUUGUAGCGUAGCUUCCGCCUCGGAGCUGUACAGGUCGUUAACAGAACGACACGAUUUUUACUCUUGUGACACUGUGAGAAGCGCCGUCACCUCCCAGUAUGUGAGGGACCUGAAGGGCACCAUCGCUUCUAUCUUCAAUGAGUCGACUCCUCUCGGUAAGAAGUAUGUGUUCGACAUACAGAAAACGUGCAGAGAAGUACACGACUCUGCAAGAAGGGCGCUGUACACCCCAGUGGAAAACAAGCCCCAGACAAAACAGCAAGACGCUGAAUACAGACUCGCCGGAAUCAUCGAUUCCUUCACUUGCAGAGUGUGCAUGGACAGGCAAAUAGACACGGUCUUCUUUCCCUGUGCUCAUGUGAUCACCUGCCUCGACUGUGCUCCCAGGCUUGAGUUCUGCCCCGUCUGCAGGACUCAAGUCGAAAAAUUCAAUAAGCUCUUCCUGCCACAAAUUCGUGCAUGACGAAUCGUCUGACAUUCCAUUUGACAGAAAUUGUAAUAUAUGUUAAUACAAUAUGAUAGUAUUGUUAUCGAAAGAAGUUGUUUGUUUAUUUUAAUAUAAAAAUUAUUUUUUAAAAGU
Cimex lectularius (bed bug) is the source of this 1487-nucleotide messenger RNA. RefSeq names its product E3 ubiquitin-protein ligase MYLIP-A (gene dnr1). The record is from RefSeq and is a predicted model, not a curated record. Gene Ontology annotation, molecular function: ubiquitin-protein transferase activity. Gene Ontology annotation, biological process: ubiquitin-dependent protein catabolic process. Bases 195 to 1370 code for a protein of 391 amino acids. Lineage: Eukaryota; Metazoa; Arthropoda; Insecta; Hemiptera; Cimicidae. The transcript has 6 exons.